UAAGCUUUGCAGGCGUACUCAGAUGAUCGUGUAACGUCUGCUAGGAUGGCAGGGUUAAAAUUAAAUUGGGUGUUAUUAGUAAAUUUAACAAUAUGCAUUGUAUUAUCGAUAGCUGGAAGAGAUUUUUAUAGCAUAUUAGGUUUAUCACGUAGCGCUAGUACACACGCAAUUAAGAAGGCUUACAGACGACUAGCAAAGGAACUGCAUCCCGAUAAGAAUAAAGAUGACCCAGAUUCCUCUCAAAAGUUUCAAGACCUGGGUGCAGCGUACGAAGUUCUGUCAGACCCUGAGAAGAGAGAAAUGUACGACAAGUGUGGGGAGGAAUGCUUGAAGAAAGACGGCAUGAUGAACAAUAAUAUGGAUCCUUUCGCAAGUUUCUUUGGCGACAUUAAUUUCCAUUUCGGUGGAGAAUCUCAUCAACAACAGCAAACUCCUAGAGGUUCAAACGUUGUGAUGGACCUAUAUGUUACUUUAGAAGAAUUAUAUAGCGGAAAUUUUAUCGAGAUUACGAGAAAUAAGCCAGUUGUAAAGACGGCGAAAGGGACAAGGAAGUGUAAUUGUAGGCAGGAGUUAGUUACUCGCAAUUUAGGAAAUGGUAGAUUCCAAAUGAUGCAACAAUCCGUAUGUUCGGAGUGUCCGAAUGUGAAGUUGGUCAAUGAGGAACGUAUAUUGGAGGUAGAAGUUGAGCCAGGAAUGGUAGAUAAUCAAGAAACUAAAUUUACUGCGGAAGGCGAACCACACAUUGAUGGAGAACCAGGAGAUUUGAUAAUAAAGAUACAAACUAUACCUCAUCCUAUUUUCGAAAGAAAAGGCGACGAUUUAUAUACAAAUGUUACGAUAUCUUUGCAAGAUGCCUUGUUAGGUUUCUCAGUAGAGAUAAAACAUUUAGAUGGUCACAGUGUGAUUAUCCAGAGGGACAAAAUUACUAAACAUGGUGCACGUAUUCGGAAAAAGGGCGAGGGAAUGCCUAAUUACGAUAAUAACAAUCUCCAUGGCGCUUUAUACGUUACUUUUGAUAUUGCAUUCCCCGAUAACGACUUUACAGACGAACAAAAAGAAGAUAUAAAAAAAUUACUGCAGCAAAGUUCUGUGAAUCGAAUAUACAAUGGUAUAAAUGGCAAUUAAAUAUUUAAAUGCAGUAUAUAUGUACAAAGUGAGUGCGAAGUGUGUUUUGGUUGAAAUGUAUGUCAUGACAUUGUAUGUUUGUAUUAAGAGCGAUAUUCUUCCAUCCUUACUAAAGAAUACCAAGGGGGGUUGGUAUCCAGUUGAUCAUACUGGAUACAUAAAUUAAGUACACAUGUAA
Temnothorax curvispinosus is the source of this 1303-nucleotide messenger RNA. RefSeq names its product dnaJ homolog shv (gene shv). The coding region runs from base 46 to 1125 and encodes 359 amino acids. Gene Ontology annotation, molecular function: misfolded protein binding. Gene Ontology annotation, biological process: protein maturation; protein folding. The record is from RefSeq and is a predicted model, not a curated record. The transcript is spliced from 5 exons. Gene Ontology annotation, cellular component: endoplasmic reticulum. Lineage: Eukaryota; Metazoa; Arthropoda; Insecta; Hymenoptera; Formicidae.